AUGGGUUUUUGCUCUUCUGCCUGGCCGAGCCCAAAUGUUAUUGAACACAACAAAGCAAUCCAUAGAUGCAGAGAACAGUGGGCAGAUGCUCUCCAGCUUCUCCAGGAAACCGAAAUCAGAUGCUUCCAGCGCGACUUGGUCACGUGCAACUCCGCACUGGGUGCGCUGGAGAAAGCUGGCCGGUGGAAGCAUGCUGUACAUGCUGCAUGUGACAUAAAAAAGCGCCACAUGGAAGGUGACGUAAUCACUGUUUCGACCAUAGCCAGCUCUUACCGUGCGAGUGGAUCUUGGCGAGAGGCUUUGGCGCUCCUGAGGGAGAGUGGGAACCGUAAACUGCAGGUGAACACGUUGACGUGCAAUGCAGUUCUCGCUGGGUUAGAGAGGGCAGCUCAGUGGUCACAGGCUUGCGGCCUAUUGCAUACAAUGCAAAAUGCAUCGACACAGGCCACCAUUCUGACAUUCAACUCGUUCAUAAGCUCUUGCGGACGGGGUGCAGAAACGUCGAGAGCCCUGCUACUGGCACGGAGCAUAAGCGAGCUUCACUUGCAGCCCACCAUUGUCACGUAUAGCGCUGCAAUAAGUGCCUGUGAAAGUGCAUCAGACUGGGAGGCUGGCCUCGAGAUGCUCAACGCAGUUCGAUGUGAGCAGAUUCAAACGAAUGUCACCACGUGCAGUGUCACCAUCAGUGCAUGUGGAAAGUGCGCCAUGUGGCUGCGAGCUUUGCAGCUUCUGAGGGAGAUGGGAGUGUUAAAUGUGGAGCCAAACACGAUAACAUACAGCUCGGCCAUUACGGCUUGCGAAAGAGCUGCUCAAUGGCGAUGUGCUCUGCUACUGCUCGAGGAGAUGGAUCAGAUGCAAGUUGUACCAGACGUUAUUACGUAUAAUUCAACAGUCAGUGCAUGUGAGAAGGCUGGGAAAUGGCAAACGGCCCUCCACCUGAUGUGCAAUUUGUAUGGGCGGGCGAGUCUCUUGCCAAACACCGUCACGCACAAUGCAGUUCUCUCGGCGUGUGAGAAAUCAAGUGAGUGGCAGGUGGCCGUCUGGCUUUUGAAAGAAAUGAAGCAGAAUGAGUUCCGACAGGACGUCGUUACGUCGAACGCCGUUCUCUCGGCUUGCGAAAAGAGAGCGGAGUGGGAACACGCACUGUCCAUAUUGCGAGAGCUUGGCAUCUCGCGUCUCGAGGCAUCUCUCGUCACCUACAACUCCUGCAUCAGUGCAUGUGAGAAGGGCGAGCAAUGGCAGCUUGCUUUGCUGCUUCUUUUCGAAAUGAACAUGAGGUUCAUGCAAGGCGACAUCAUUACCUACAACUCGACCAUUAGCGCAUGUCAGAAAGCUGGGAAGUGGCAACAAGCCUUGUGGCUGCUGGAGGGGCUUGAAUGGCUCCAUGUUGAGAAGGAUGUUAUUACCUAUAAUUCAACAGCCAGUGCCUGCGAAAGAGCUGCCCGGUGGGAGCAUUCCAUGGCCUUGCUGAGCAACGUGUUGCGUCGGGGGGAUCCGAUUGAUGAGAUUUCCUUCAAUGUUGCCAUCACUGCGUGUUGGACUGCCAUAAAGUCUGUGCAAAGGUUGGCAAAAGCAUGCAAAGUCAAUUUGUGCCCAAGAAAGCAACCAUUCCUCACAUAG
Messenger RNA from Symbiodinium natans, 1620 nucleotides. The record is from the annotation of a GenBank genome assembly. Lineage: Eukaryota; Dinophyceae; Suessiales; Symbiodiniaceae.